UAGUCAUUCCGUAAAUGAUGAAUCAACAAUUAGAAGAAAUUUCACAAAAAUUCUUUGAAAUUAAUUCACCAUUUACAUUUCAUCAAGUUCUUAAUGAUCAAAAAAUUGCUUGUGAUUUUAUUGAAUGGGUUUUGCUAAAAAUUGAUUAUCGUUUAGUAAGAAUAUUUCCACAAAAUAAUGAAUUGCGCUUACAAAGUUUGUGGUAUUUUUAUUAGUUUUUAAAUUUUACAAGUAGGUACCUAAUUUUCGAUCACUUUUUUUUACAGGUUUAACUCAAACUGUAGCUUCAUUAGGAAUAUGUAAAAUAACCGACACAGAUUUAAUUGACGUAUGUAUAAUUUUCUAUACCUUCCGAACACCAAUUAUAUGAUAUUAAUCAAUUCUUGAUAGGCGACAGCACCUCAUUUUCGAUUAAUAAAUUUCUAUUUCAAUUUAUUAAACAUCUUGAAAACUUCUCGAAUUAUUCUAGAUGAUACUUUCAAGAUACCAAAUUCGA
Rhizophagus irregularis DAOM 181602=DAOM 197198 is the source of this 496-nucleotide messenger RNA. The record is from RefSeq and is a predicted model, not a curated record. Lineage: Eukaryota; Fungi; Glomeromycota; Glomeromycetes; Glomerales; Glomeraceae.